Molecule: messenger RNA, 1818 nt
Organism: Pristis pectinata (smalltooth sawfish)
Lineage: Eukaryota; Metazoa; Chordata; Chondrichthyes; Rhinopristiformes; Pristidae
Product: transmembrane protease serine 3-like
Exons: 13
Coding region: 1-1818 (605 amino acids)
Biological process (GO): proteolysis; acrosome reaction
Cellular component (GO): membrane
Molecular function (GO): serine-type endopeptidase activity; protein binding
Source: RefSeq, a predicted model, not a curated record
AUGGGCAUUAACAUUAUCCGCUUACUCCUACACAAUGAAGUAUACCCCCGGAAACAAAAGUGUCGUUGCCGACGCCUUAAGCAGAUUCCAAUUGUUGAGGGCACGGCAUCCGGCACACCUCCGUUCGAGGUUGUUCACCCAGUACAAAGCCCAGAUGAAACACCAAUCAAAAGUCACCUCAUUAGGACCAUGAUCCACUCCUAUCACAGAUUGGAACUCCUGCAACCGGCUGUCCAAGGACGAGUUUGCAGUAAACAAGAGGCCAUGAAACAAAACUAUGGUACCCACACUAGGUCGCGAACAAUUGGUGCCGAUGACAAAGUCUACACUCGACUCGUGCAUGAAGAAAACUGGCAACCGGCCGUCGCCCAACACUGUAACAGUCAAAUUGAAGAACUUGAACUUUCAGAUGGACGGAUUGUCAGGCGACAUUUGGAUCACGUGCAUUCUGAGACACCAAAGAAUGCAGAUGAUGACGCAAAGGUUGAAAUAGUGUCGGUGACAGAAGAUGAGCUCCCCACCAUCGAGCUCCCCCACACCACACAGAGGGUUCCUAACAUCCUCGAAGCAAAAGUUUUGCCUGUUGAGGCAGUGACAUUCAGCUGCAUCGGCAAAUUCCAGUGUCCAGCAUCCUCAUUGUGUCUCUGGUACUCAGCCCGAUGUGACGGGGUUAAAGACUGUCCUUCAGGGGAAGAUGAGCUGGGAUGUGUACGGGUUAGCGGGAAGAGUUCAGUGGUGCAGAUCUACGCGGGCGGUGUGUGGAGGACCGUGUGCUGGGAGGGAUGGAACACACUGCACGGGACCGCGGCCUGUAAACAGCUGGGAUACAGCAGCUACAUAAACUCCACGGAGCUUCCCAUCACAUCCGUCGAGGAGACGCUGAGGCACAACUUUGUGGAAGUAAAUUUCAGCCGGCGUGUAUUCCAAGUACAAAUGGUCGUGUCCCUCAGUGAGUGUAAUUCAGGGAGGGUGACCUCACUGAAGUGUCUGGAGUGUGGCUCCAGACCCAGAUACUCGCCUCGGAUUGUCGGUGGGAAUCUCUCAGCGGCCGGCCAAUGGCCUUGGCAGGUUAGUCUUCACCUGGACGGGCAGCACCUGUGUGGAGGAUCCAUCAUAUCCUCGCUGUGGAUAGCGACUGCUGCGCACUGUGUCGUCGAGUUUAUAUUUCUCUCCUCGUGGAAAGUAUAUGUUGGCAUCAUAGAGCAGCCUCUGACGGAAAGUUCGUCGUACAUUGUGGAAAGAAUCAUACACCACAAGAAAUACAAAGGCCACACUUACGAUUACGACAUUGCACUUAUAAAGCUGGAAACACCACUGACGUUUAACGAUUGGAUUCAGCCCAUCUGUCUCCCAAAUUCUGGUCAGGAAUUUCCGGAUGGCAAAGCCUGCUGGAUCUCAGGCUGGGGUCUGACAAAUGAAGGAGACGAAAUUUCCCUCAGUCUGAGAGAGGCUGAGGUUCCCCUGAUUCCCAAUCACAUCUGCAGCCAGCCUGAUGUUUACUACAAGAGAAUAAGCUCCAGAAUGAUUUGCGCUGGCUACCUGCAGGGAGGUGUUGAUACCUGUCAGGGAGAUAGUGGAGGGCCACUUGCCUGCAGUGAAGAGAGUGGAUGGAAAUUGGUCGGGAUCACAAGCUGGGGAGCAGGCUGUGCGAACCAGAACAAACCCGGGGUGUAUGCCAGGGUGACCGAAUACCUGGACUGGAUCCAUGAGCAAAUGGAGCUAUCUACCCUGUGCAAGCGCUUAAAUAAGAGCGUCAUACAUGUACAACUUACACCCAGUACACACGACUACUUUCUCUUUUUUGAAAUAAAAGAGUAA